GGUAAAGAGAAACUGAAGUGUAGUUGAGCUGUUGUGUGUUUGUGUCUCUGUAUUCAUGCAGUAAAAUGGCAGAAGACAGAAUUUCUCAGGAUGCGUUCAGGUGUCCAGUGUGUCUGGAUCUCCUGAAGGAUCCAGUGACCGUUCCCUGUGGACACAGUUACUGUACGAGCUGUAUUACAGGCUGCUGGGAUCAGGAGGAUCAGAUGAGAGUCUACAGCUGCCCUCAAUGCAGACAGACCUUCAGUCCAAGACCUACUUUAGCUAAAAACACCAUGCUGACUGAAGUGGUGGAGAAACUGAAGAAGCGUAAACUACCUGCUGACUGUUACGCUGGAGCUGGAGAUGUGCAGUGUGAUGUCUGUACUGGAAGAAAACACAAAGCCAUCAAGUCCUGUCUGGUGUGUCUGAACUCUUACUGUGAGAAUCACCUUGAUCAACAUGAGAGUUUCUUUAAAGUAAAGAGACACAAAGUGACUGAUGCCACUGGACGACUACAGGAGAUGAUCUGCCCAAAACAUGAUAAACUCCUUGAGGUUUUCUGCAUCACUGAUCAGAAGUGUAUAUGUGUGCUGUGUAUGGAUGAACAUAAAAACCACAGCACUGUAUCAGCUGCAGCACAGAGGACAAAGAAACAGCACCAGCUGAAGAAGACGCAGAAGUCGUUCCAGCUGAGGAUUCAGCAGAAAGAGAAAGAUCUUCAGCAGGUGAGAGAGGCUGUGGAGUCUCGUAAGCGCUCUGCACAGACAGCCGUGGAGGACAGCGAGAAGAUCUUCACUGAGUUCAUCCGCUCCAUUGAGAGAAGGCGCUCUGAGGAGACACAGCGGAUCAGAGAUCAGGAAAAGACUGCAGUGAGUCCAGCUGAAGGACGACUGAAGCGACUGGAGAAGGAGAUCAAUGAUCUGAGGAGGAGAAACGAUGAGCUGGAGCAGCUUUCACACACACAGGAUUACGUCCAUUUCCUGCAGAGUUUCCAGUCUCUCUCAGCUCCUCCUGAAUCUACAGGCGUAAAUGAUGAGCCCUUCAGUCCUUUCUCCUCUAUUGAUGGUGUGAGAGGAUCUGUCCGACAGCUGAAAUACAAACUGGAGGAUUUCUGCAAAAAGGAGCUCAAGAAGAUCUCUGACAGAGUCACUUCAACCAACAUUGUUCCCAGGACCAGGUACGACUUCCUACAAUAUUACCAUCAGCUCACUCUGGAUCUGAACACAGCACAUAUAUACCUGCGUCUGACUGAGGAGAACAGAGUGAUUGUCACUAACACAGUCCAGCCAUAUCCUGAUCAUCCAGACAGAUUUGAAGUGUGUCAGGUGUUGUGUAGAGAGAGUGUGUGUGGACGCUGUUACUGGGAGAUUGAGUGGAGCGGGCAUCAUGGUGUGUAUAUAUCAGUGUCAUAUAAGAGCAUCAGCAGGAAGGGAAAGGGUAAUGAGUGUUGGUUUGGACGUAACAACCAGUCUUGGAGUUUGCUCUGCUCUUUCUCUAAUACCUCAUUCAGACACAAUGACAUAGAGACUAAACUCCCUGUAGAGUCUAUCAGCAGUAGAAUAGGAGUGUAUGUGGAUCACAGUGCAGGAACUCUGUCCUUCUACAGCGUCUCUGACACAAUGAGCCUCAUCCACACAGUCCAGACCACAUUCACUCAGACGCUCUAUCCUGGGUUUAGGGUUAAUAUUGGAUCAUCAGUGAAUCUGUGUUGAUGAAUCAGAUUAGACUAGAGAGAUUCUACCCAUAAUGCUUUUAGCUGCAAGAUACAUCAGUAACAAUGAGAUGUUAAAGAGUCUCUUAUUUUCUCUUUAUUACAUUAAUACUACAGCUGAACUAAUACUGUCAGAAAAAUAAUCGGUCAAAAUACAGUGGUGAUCAGAAUUAUUAUUUCUCCAAACUCAUCAGGCAUUAUAGGAGAAAACUCAGAGCUGUUACCUUGGCAAAAGGAGGUUGCAAAAAGUACUGAAUAAAAGGGUGCCAAUAAUUGUGGCCAACGUGUUUUGGAGAAAACCAUUUAUUAAGAGAAUAGCAUCAAGUUAAUUAAACUCCUGGGAUAUUGAUCUGGUCAGCUGAAUAGCAGAGGGGGUUGUUAAUCAGUUUCAGCUGCUUUGGUGUUAAUUAAAUUAACAACAGUUGCACUAGAUGGUCAAAAAUUAGAUGACCCCCCCAAACAGGAAUGGAUUUACAGGUGGAGGCCACUGACAUUUCUUUCCCUACUCAUCUCUUUUCUGACUGUUUUUCACUAGUUUUGCAUUUGGCUAUGGUCGGUGUUACUACUGGUAGCAUGAGACAGAGGUUGC
Molecule: messenger RNA, 2279 nt
Organism: Megalobrama amblycephala (Wuchang bream)
Lineage: Eukaryota; Metazoa; Chordata; Actinopteri; Cypriniformes; Xenocyprididae
Product: tripartite motif-containing protein 16-like
Exons: 6
Coding region: 66-1691 (541 amino acids)
Molecular function (GO): protein binding; zinc ion binding
Source: RefSeq, a predicted model, not a curated record